Molecule: messenger RNA, 798 nt
Organism: Didymosphaeria variabile
Lineage: Eukaryota; Fungi; Ascomycota; Dothideomycetes; Pleosporales; Didymosphaeriaceae
Exons: 2
Coding region: 1-798 (265 amino acids)
Biological process (GO): carbohydrate metabolic process
Molecular function (GO): hydrolase activity, hydrolyzing O-glycosyl compounds
Source: RefSeq, a predicted model, not a curated record
AUGAGAAUACUAACGUCGCUCGGCCUUUUGCCUGCCCCGGUUCAUCUGGGCUUCGCCGCUUCUUCGCGGGUCAAGUACAACUUCACUUCCGACUGGCGUCUCUUCGUGGGCGAUGCGAAAGCUGUGCAGGCUUCUUCUUUUGACGACAACGAUUGGAAGCCUAUUACAACCCCGCAUGCAUGGAACGAAGAUGAAGCCUUCCUCGUGGACAUUGCGAAUUUGUCUACCGGCAUUGCAUGGUACCGAAAGAAUUUCAAGCUUCCCUCUUCCGCCACGGGGAAGAAGGUCUUCCUGGAGUUCGAAGGAAUUCGACACAGUGGCGAGUUUUACCUGAACGGUAAUUGGAUAGGACGCAUCGCUGCGCGUAUCGAUAACUCGUGGAACUACCACGAGGUCUCGACAGGCUCAACAUACCAAUGGUCCGACAAGAACUUAUAUGCCAACUAUGGAGGCAUUAAUAAGAACGUCUAUCUUCACGUCGCCGAUCGCUUAUAUCAGACACUGCCUUUGUAUUCGCAUCUCGGAACGACGGGCGUGUAUGUCUAUCCUAGCAAAAUCGAUGAUGCGAGGACUACCAGUAUCACGGCGGAGUCUCAGGUCUGGAAUGAGUACAACAGCUCGAAGUUGUUAGGCUAUCGAGUUGAAGUCUCGAACGCAAGCAGCAAGGUCAUCAAGUCUUUCAACGGUGCUCAUUAUACACUACAGCCGAAUGAGACACGUAUCAUUGCUGCAUCUUCCGUUCUCUUAGAUCUGAACUUCUGGGGCUGGGGCUGGGGCUGGGGCUAUGGAUAUCUGUAG